UCGAGCAGCGCGCAUGCGCUGUUGGGGCAGGAGGGAGUCUGGCCGCUGUUGUGAGCGCCGCCGCUGUUGCCGCUCCUCCUCCUCCUCCUCCUGUCAGUUCCGGCUGUUGGGCCUCGGAGCCGCCGCCUGAGGAGGUCUCUCGCUCUCCUUUCCCGCCCGUUCCCCCCCGUGGUCCUCCCCGUCGACGCCGCCGGCCAUGGCCCGGGACUACGACCACCUCUUCAAGCUCCUCAUUAUCGGCGACAGCGGUGUUGGCAAGAGCAGUUUGCUGUUACGUUUUGCCGACAACACUUUCUCAGGCAGCUAUAUUACCACAAUUGGAGUAGACUUCAAAAUCCGGACAGUUGAGAUCAAUGGAGAAAAGGUCAAGCUACAGAUCUGGGACACUGCAGGGCAGGAACGUUUCCGAACCAUCACAUCAACGUACUACAGAGGAACACAUGGGGUCAUUGUGGUUUAUGAUGUCACAAGCGCCGAGUCCUUUGUGAACGUCAAGCGGUGGUUGCAUGAAAUCAACCAGAACUGUGAUGAUGUUUGCCGGAUAUUAGUUGGUAAUAAGAAUGAUGAUCCUGAACGGAAAGUGGUGGAGACAGAAGACGCGUAUAAAUUUGCUGGGCAGAUGGGGAUCCAACUGUUUGAGACCAGCGCUAAAGAGAACAUUAAUGUGGAAGAGAUGUUCAACUGCAUCACAGAGUUGGUUCUGCGAGCCAAGAAAGACAACUUAGCAAAGCAGCAGCAGCAGCAACAGAAUGACGUGGUGAAGCUAACAAAGAACAGUAAACGGAAGAAGCGAUGCUGCUAAUGCUCUUUCACCUGCGGCAGAGACUGGGCGUGCGGACAGCUCGGCCCUUCCAACCAGGUGCAAGCGAUUCCACUGAGCUCUGCCCUGGGAGAACUGAUGGGGUUUUUCUCCUCACUCUGUGCCGUUAUUUAAAUGAGUUCUCCCCCACAUUUUCGGUCAGGAGGCACCCUUACCACAAUAGUGCCAAGAAGGUCUUGGAUGGAGGGAGUUCUGCCCUUCUCUCCUCCCGACUCUUUUUUCAAGAGCAUCUUGGAGACAAAAUGUGACUUUGCCUACCAAGGGGACUUUUGAGCCUAAGAGUUUGUACAUAAUGUAUAUUUGCUUUAACCAGCUGCGCCUCCCCCAUGUCACUUCAGCUUUUGCCUUCUUAACGUCAACCGAUCAUGAGUUGUUCAGAAUUCAUCUUUUACUUCUUUUUCCCUCCAAAGAUAUAAAAUACCCCAGUGCCCUCAAAUUGGGUUCUUUGCCGGCAUCGACUGGUCUUCAGCUUUUCUUUUAGCCUUGAAGUUUGGAGCGGGGUCUUAGAUGUUUUCAAGCUUUCAGUUGCAUUGAAGUCCUCCCCCCCCCCCAGCCAAUUCUGGAAUUGCCCAUGUUGUUGAGACUUUUGUCAGUUGCUGUGCUCUCCUCUCCCAUCUUACUGGAAGUGACAAAAUCAAUGCGUAGUGUCAUGGAAACAAAACUUUCUGAGGUAUAUUGAGACUCAAGCUGGAAAGGGCUUUUUCCUUUGGUGAUAUUACUCUGCUAGCAAGAGCUGCAGAAGUAUAGGACUGUCAAAAACUCUUUCUCUUCUGCCCCCACCCCUCCAACGAUAAUUCUGUACCCAGGUGUAACAUGGAUUUAGAACUGUGGUUCUAAUGGGGAAAGUCUAUGGUGGUUUUUGCCAUAGCUGUUUUCCUUAAGAGCUGAAAGCUCUCAGCUUAUAUCAAAUAACUUGAGAGGCUCUGAGUUAGUAACUGGAAAUCCUUAGGUGUGCCACUCUGUCCUAGCUUGGCCAGAAGUGAGUGGGGAUUUCUGUGGAUGACCCAAGAGUUUUGUAGGGAAAAUAACUCAGCCCCUCAGCCAUUGACUCACCUAGUGUUUGAAGAUUGAGAGCACACGCUCUCCAGGCCAAAACAAUUCCCCCCCCCCCUCCAAUCUAAAAAUGACCCUGCUUGUGUUAACAGGAUACUCUUCACAGUCAGUGACCCUUUGGACUUGGAGUCGUACAAGAAGGGGUAAGCUGAAAACCCGUAUUUAUUGUUUUGCUUGCCUUUAAGAACAAACCUUAAGUAGUGCAAGCUGUUCUCAUACAAUCACAUGGCAGGUGUUCUGCCUGCCAGCUUGUUCUCUCAGACAGUGGCUGGCAUCCUGUUAGUGGCAUAUGCAGACGUUGGUCAAAGUUAUUCCUGCGUAUGUCCUUUUUUGGGGGUGUUGCAGAGGUUUGUAUUCCCUUCCUCCCUGCACAACAACCAAAGCCCCCCUCCAAACUUACUGUACAGCCAUUGUAUCUCUGCUCCCACGGCUGUUCCAUGCCCAAUGGAGAGUAGGAUGGUCAGGGAAGUGUCUGGCUAUGUCCUGGUAGCCAGAUGUGAAAUGAUUCCUUCAUGGAUUGAGUCUUCUGGGAAAUCCAAGCUGAUCACAGCAGGCAAUGUGAUUAUUCUGCACCUGGUUCUCAGGACAUAGCCAACUCCUUCUUUACCAGAUGCAGGAUGGCUGUGGGACACCACAGUGUCUCUAUGGUAAGCCUGGGGGUUCUUGAAUGGCCCACUGGAGUGUAGUUCUGCAUCUGCAGCUACUGCACUACAUGGAGCUUUACAGGCUUCUGGCCCAUGAAUGUGUUGAAUUUCAGUGGACAGUGUUUUCCAAAACCUCCAUCGCAGCGACUCCUCUUCCACAGCCAACCUCUGUGUGCAUCUCUUGUCAAGUGGCUUCUCAUUCAAGAAUAGGAAGGUGAAUGGAGCGAUCCCUUCAGGAGAAGGAGUCUGUAGAAACGAUGGAUGGAUAUUAAUGAUUUGAAGCAAUGUUAGAGCCCCACGGGUGAGGGAAUUCUCAUAGUCUCUUAGAGCAGGGAGCAAGGGUGUGAUUGUUGCCAGUUCAGCAGUUCGGUGUCCGAUUUCCAAAGCGUGGGGAGGUUUUCCCCCCAAGGCCUCCAUUCGCAGCACCUCCCUUGCUCUCGUCCUGGCUCCGUGCCGCUGCUGGACCGUUUCUUGUCAAUGGAGGCUCUGCCCCGGGGGUUCCUUGGUGGGCCGUGUCAGUGGAAGGUGCCUGUGGAGUAUUUGCGGAAGGGGUGGGGUGGGGUGGGGGUGGCGUGGGCGAGCGGGGCGGUGUGGCGUCUUUAGCGGUGCUGAUGUCAAGCGGUGGAAUGUCUAACUGGUUUGCUAGGAUGAUUUCUGUAUAUUGAAACUUUCUAAUUAUGCUUUUUAAAUAACUUUAAAAAACUAAAAAUAAAGGUGCCAAGCUGCCAAAUCUUC
Messenger RNA from Anolis carolinensis (green anole), 3252 nucleotides. It is a transcript of the gene rab35, whose product is annotated as RAB35, member RAS oncogene family. The transcript has 6 exons. NCBI's taxonomy places the organism in Eukaryota, Metazoa, Chordata, Lepidosauria, Squamata, Anolidae. Bases 197 to 802 code for a protein of 201 amino acids. Gene Ontology annotation, cellular component: endosome membrane; plasma membrane. Gene Ontology annotation, molecular function: GTP binding; GTPase activity. Gene Ontology annotation, biological process: endocytic recycling; Rab protein signal transduction. The record is from RefSeq and is a predicted model, not a curated record.